UAGAACACCAUUGUUCUUAUCUUCGGUUGGGCCGAUUGGUAGCGUUCGCCGAUCUACGCGUCCUCCUUAAUAAAAUUUUAAUUUAUGGAGUUAAUGAAUAAUCCAUUAGCUCCGAGCUCAAUUCAUUCUACACUAUCAUUAGUUAUGACUGAUACAGUAAAUAUUAGUAAUGAUGUACCUGAAAUAGUUGCUAAUUUAGUUCCGGUUCAUAUUGAAUAUUCUGGCUCAGCAAAUACUCAAGAAUACUUUACUGAUUCAAAGAUUAGAGAAGAUGGACAUGAAGUGGCCUAUUUCAGAGGUUGUAAAUUGGUUGGAAAUAAUGUUGACUUUGCUAAUAAUUACACUGCAUAUGUCAUGAAUAAGUCGGAAUCUUUAAUACGAAUCCAAGACAAUGGUAAUAAUGAAUUUAAUGGACUUGAAGAAACUGUCAAAUCCGUCAAUUCAUACAAUCCUGUUGGAAAAUUUACUAGCAUAAAUGUAUAUGGUCAUGAUGCACCCCUCUCUCAAACCAAUCAAUGGCAAUUAGUUAAUGAAUGGCAUGAUAUUAGUGAGAUCAUUCAUUCCUAGUCGUUGCUGUUAAUAGAAAUAUUUAUAGACAGAGGCGUGAAUUUUAUCAUUAAAUAGAAAUUUUAUGAAAUUGCAGUUACAGCCAUUUCAGAUUUAUUUAUGUAUUAUAGUUGUAUUAUAGUUUUAAUGAGAAGUAGAUAUUUAC
Scheffersomyces amazonensis is the source of this 712-nucleotide messenger RNA. RefSeq lists its product as uncharacterized. Gene Ontology annotation, cellular component: ribonuclease H2 complex. The record is from RefSeq and is a predicted model, not a curated record. Gene Ontology annotation, biological process: RNA catabolic process. The transcript has a single exon. NCBI's taxonomy places the organism in Eukaryota, Fungi, Ascomycota, Pichiomycetes, Serinales, Debaryomycetaceae. The coding region runs from base 85 to 567 and encodes 160 amino acids.